Prunus armeniaca (apricot) is the source of this 363-nucleotide messenger RNA. Lineage: Eukaryota; Viridiplantae; Streptophyta; Magnoliopsida; Rosales; Rosaceae. The record is from the annotation of a GenBank genome assembly.
AUGGAGCGCAGCCCUGAGUCCGCACACCAGCGCGGCGGUCGGUGGUUCCCAUACCUCGAUAAGUUCAGCUGCGGGGAAGAUGCUUAUCUCAACAGCGCUGAGGUUCUGGAAGCUUUGGAUCCGUACAUAUUGGAUGUGAGGAAGGAGAGGUUCAGGAGGGUGGUGAAGAACCGGAGCUACUCGGUGUGUUUGGUGGUCGAAGGGUUGGGCGAUUUCGGCAACGUCUCGGCCGCAUUCCGGUCCGCCGAUGCGCUCGGGUUUCAGUCGGUUCAUGUGCUUUCGUGCGACAGCUCCAAAAGAUGUUUCAGGUAUAGAGACAAUCGCCAUGUCAGUAUGGGAGCAGAGAAAUGGGUUGGACAUUGA